Messenger RNA from Pteropus alecto (black flying fox), 2610 nucleotides. RefSeq names its product insulin like 5 (gene INSL5). The record is from RefSeq and is a predicted model, not a curated record. The transcript has 4 exons. Gene Ontology annotation, molecular function: hormone activity. Gene Ontology annotation, cellular component: extracellular region. Gene Ontology annotation, biological process: positive regulation of feeding behavior. Bases 1865 to 2341 code for a protein of 158 amino acids. NCBI's taxonomy places the organism in Eukaryota, Metazoa, Chordata, Mammalia, Chiroptera, Pteropodidae.
CGAUGAUCCUGUGAGACCCGUGGGGCGAGUAGUUGUAAUAUUAUCAUAAUCUCUGUUUUCCAGAUGAUAUAAUUAAGGCUUACAGAGGUGAAAUAACUUACCAAAGACCAUAUAUCUGGUACUGGUCAGGCUUGAACUCAAGUCCAAGGCUUUAAAUUCUUAUACAGUUUCCACUAUUGCAUAGUAAAUGGUUAGUGCCUAUAAAGUUUUCUGGGGUCUCAUAUAUCAAAACACAAGAGUAUUUAUUCUUCUAAAAUUAAGGUUUUAUUACUAAAUGCUAAUGCUUGUAACUUAGUUUUUCUCAGGUUUUUCCUGCUUUCGGACCUUGACACAUGAAUCCCAUCUAUUGGGAACACUCCUCCCUGCUCCUCCCUCCCUUUCAACAUGUUAAUUAACUCUUCACUCACCCUUCAGGCUCAUCUUCUCCAGAGAACCUUUUCUGAUCUCCCUCCUACAAGACCUACCACCCAGCCAGUCUAAAUUUGCUCCAAGUGUCUUAAACAUGAAGAUAAAUUUGAAAUUUCCUCAGGGCUGAAGGGGAUAAGGGAUGAAGAAAAGAGAGGCCUGUGGGUCGAUAGAACAGACCUAUGUCCUGCUUCUAAAUGACGUCCAGGAAGUAGUAAGAUCUAGGUGGGACCACAGUCCACCUCAGAAAACCAUUCUUUAUUCAAUGAGUGAUGUGUAGAAGCAGCAAAAACAAGUGGAGCUGUAAAAGCCAGGCAGCUGAAAGAUGAGGAAACUUACCUCAGAGAAGACAAUUACAUGUUCAAAGCUACACAGUAAACUGAGUUACAGACUAGAUGAGGAGGAAAAGUCAUGUCAACUUCCAAACAAAAAGGACUGAGUGCUCCAGUUAGAGAAAUAUGGUGAUGUCGCAAGAAGUAUUGGUGAUAUAUAUUUACGUUUAUUUUCAACCAGAGAUCACAGACAAGGAAUCAACAGAAUCAACUAAAAAAGUAUUUGUUCAAUUUGCUAAAAAGUAAGCCAGCAAUUCUUUAAGAUCUCAAACUCCAGCAUUUCUCAUUUUAGGUAAGAGUUCUACAACAACUAGUGCUUUCAGGAUGUUUACAAGAAGAGAAAUUACCUUAUUUAGUAUUUUGAGAGUUAUAUGGAUUCAGCUUUCUAUUAUAAAAAUGUGUGCUGAUAAAAGCAUACCUAAGUCAUAGGGUGAAGGAUAAUAAAGAAGAUUUAGGUCAGAGAAAUUUUUCUAUGUUCCAAAGAAAAGUUACCUUUUCUAGUUUAUCUCAAUCAUGAGGGAAUAAGAUAAUCAACAGUAUGGACUUCAUUUUUUCAAGCAGGAUAAACAUUAUUACGUUAGCUCUAUGUGAAAGUUACUAUCAUCAGCACAAUCUUACAGAGAAGGGUUCUUGGGAAGUUUAAAUAUCUUGAUUAAGAUUCUAGAUCUGGUAAGUAGGAAGCCAAGAUUCAAAUGCAAAACAUGAGAACCUUAACUCUUAAGUUUGCUUUCUCAUUUCUUUGACAUAAAUCUUGCUUUCAACACUCGCAAAACCCUUAUGAGAUAUGUUUUCUCAUUCUAGAGAUAUUGUUAUUGAGGUUUAAAGAGUUUAAACCUUGCCCGUAAGUGUUACUCUGUAAGUGGCGAGGCUGACAUGUAAACUUGUGUUUAGCUACUUCCAAAGUUUAUGUGUUUUCCAUGAUGCCCUUCCAAGACAGUCCUGUUUAUUGUCUCACGGAUGCAGCUAAUGGUAAGUGAUAGUGGUCAGAAGUGACUGAAUAACUAGCAAUAAUCAUAAAAACACAUUAUUAAAACUUCAUGGUGGAAACUACAUGCUUAGCAAAUAUUGUUCAAAUGAAGUUCUGACCAAUAAAAUUUCGUGAAAGUUACUAUAAAUUGGACAAGAGUAUGAGAGCCACAUCAAAUCUUGAUUUGGCCAUAUUCACUGUAUCAGAUUCUCAUUCAAUUCUCGGCAAAAUGCUGGGCUCCAUUUCUGCUUUAUUUCUAUUCUCUGUUUUACUUGCCACCUCAGAAGUGAGGAGUGAGAAGCCUUUGAAGCUCUGUGGGCGAGAGUACAUAAGAACAGUCAUCUAUAUCUGUGCUAGCUCCAGGUGGAGAAGGGACCUGGAAGGGAUCCCUCUUGCUCAGCAAGCUGAGAGAGGAAACUACUUCUGGCUUCCAAAUGAACAUGAGGUUUCUGAGAGAAGCAUGGCACAAAACCUUCCGAAGGUGGAUUCCACAGGGGAGGGAAGCCUUCAGUAUGAACAGCUGCCCACUGAAGGGCUUGGAGGGUCAAAGAAGUUUUCGGUGAUGUCAAGACGAGACCUACAAACUUUGUGCUGCAAUAAUGGCUGCUCCAUGGCUGAUCUGAGUACUCUUUGUUAAGACAAGAGAAGAUAGCCAAUGGGUGGCAGAGCUUUAAGCACAUGUUUAAUUACAGUGUUUUAUCGUCCAGGACAAUAUGCUGGAUGAGUAAAAUAAUGUCUUUGGGGGAGGCAAUCAUCUUUCUUUCUUAAAAGUUUUGGAUGAAUGGUUAAUACCACAAUGAAGUCUAUUUUCUUCCUUUGCCAAGUUGACUGCACUGUUCAAAUAUUAACUAAUCCUUUGAAAUUUCAAAUGUUGUACAAAAUUUUAAUAAAAAUGUCAAAAACCAA